Molecule: messenger RNA, 1419 nt
Organism: Sardina pilchardus (European sardine)
Lineage: Eukaryota; Metazoa; Chordata; Actinopteri; Clupeiformes; Clupeidae
Product: receptor-type tyrosine-protein phosphatase H-like
Exons: 10
Coding region: 92-1201 (369 amino acids)
Biological process (GO): peptidyl-tyrosine dephosphorylation involved in inactivation of protein kinase activity
Cellular component (GO): signaling receptor complex
Molecular function (GO): protein tyrosine phosphatase activity
Source: RefSeq, a predicted model, not a curated record
UUCUUGCUCAGUAUCAGGAACAGAACUGAUAGUGACUGGACUCCAGCCUGCUCAGACCUACAGCAUCAGUGUCACAUCACUCUCCAGUGCCAUGAGGAGUUCACCUCGGCGAAUCCGCUGUUCAACUAAAUCAACGGUGAUCUGGGUUCCAGUGCUGGUCAUCAUUCUGCUGGGCCUCCUGGCAGCAAUGGGAGUGUUUGUGCUGCGAAGAAAGCCAGAGUUGCUCAGGUUACUUUUGGACAAAACCAUUUCAGUAAAGAAAUUUCCAGAUCAUUUAUACCUCCUAAGCCGUGAUGAGAAUCGAGAGUUCUCAGUAGAAUAUUCGCAAUUGAGCACUGUAGGAGCAGACCUAAGUCAGCGUGAAGCAGCUCUUCCAGACAACAAGAGCAAAAACAGAUUCAUUGAUAUACUGCCAUAUGACUGUUCUCGUGUGAAGCUCAGUACACGUGGCCAGAACUCAGACUACAUCAACGCCAACUUCAUACCCGGCUAUGGGGGCAAGAAGAUGGAAUACAUUGCGGCUCAAGGUCCACUCAGCUCCACUGUCAGUGACUUCUGGAGAAUGAUCUGGGAGCAAAACUCUGAACGGAUUGUCAUGGUAACCAACUGUGUAGAGAAUGGAAAGGCAAAGUGCGACCAGUAUUGGCCUCAGGGUCCUUCUCCAUGUCGCCAUGGUGACCUACUCAUUAGCAUGACAUCAGAGCGUAAAGACAGCAACUGGACCGUGCGGGUAUUGAUCGUAAAAAAUGAGGCCAAAUCCGAGGAAAGGCGAGUUAAACAUUUCCACUUCACCACCUGGCCAGACCAUGGUGUUCCUAACGGAACCGAGGAACUGAUCCAGUUCUGUGGACACAUUCGGCAGCACAUUGACAGUUCUCAAUCCUCAGGGCCCACAGUUGUGCACUGCAGUGCUGGAGUUGGCAGAACAGGCACUCUGAUAGCCCUGGAUGUGCUGCUGCAGCAGGUGGAGAGAGAGCAAGCCGUGGACAUUGCAGGGAUUGUCCAUCGCAUGAGACGCCAUCGGCCACGCAUGGUGCAAACAGAGUCCCAAUACAUAUUUCUGCACCAGUGCAUCAAGGACUUGUUGACCCAAAAGAAACCAGAAGAGCCGUUAUAUGGUAACACAGCUGCUAUUAACACAGAUGUGAUUUACGAAAACACUGCAGCCAUGACUGUGGAUGGACUAGGACCACAAGAAUGAACUAGAGAGUAGGGCGGGGCGAUAUGGCCUAAAACGAAAUUCUCCGAUUUAUUCACAUCAAAUCCCAAUUUAUUAAACAUGGAUGCCACAACAAAGAUCAAAACACACUCUCAUUAAUCUUAAACAAACAACUGUAUUUGCUUAAAAAUAUGGUGUUAGACACUUCUGGAAGAAGGAUAUGCGGCAAAUUCCCAAGUGCACGUUAAAACUGUUGGACA